Molecule: messenger RNA, 3947 nt
Organism: Mangifera indica (mango)
Lineage: Eukaryota; Viridiplantae; Streptophyta; Magnoliopsida; Sapindales; Anacardiaceae
Product: RAB11-binding protein RELCH homolog
Exons: 19
Coding region: 133-3744 (1203 amino acids)
Biological process (GO): intracellular cholesterol transport
Cellular component (GO): trans-Golgi network; recycling endosome
Molecular function (GO): protein binding
Source: RefSeq, a predicted model, not a curated record
CAUUUCUCUCAACGGCUCACAACGGCCCUGAAAUUUUUUUGGAAUAUUUGCUUUUGGAUCUAGCGAAGAAACUUUCAUUUCCAUUUUGUUUGGAAUGUGGUUGGCAUGAGCACCGUUACCAGAGACUGAAGCAUGGAUGUCGAGAGAUCGUCGCUUUGCAAUUGCGUGGUGAAUUUCUUGUUGGAAGAGAAGUACCUUUUGACAGCAUUCGAGCUCUUACAAGAGCUUCUUGAAGAUGGCAGAGACGAUCAGGCCAUUCGCCUCAGAGAAUUCUUUUCAGAUUCAGCUCAAUUCCCUCCCAAUCUCAUCUCUCGCUUCAACUCUCUCCGAGUUGCAGAUCCACAGAGUUUACUGGAAGAGAAAUUAGCGCUCGAAGAGAAAUUAGCAAUUAGUGAUUAUGAACUCCGUUUAGCACAAGAGGACAUUACAAAAUUAAAGACUGAUAUAGACAAGAAGAUUGAUUUACCGAAGAAUAAUUUAAAUGAGUCAGUUGCUGCUGACAAUGUGAAUCAUGAAACUGACUUUCAAUGGAAGAAGAGCGAUGCUUGUUUGUCUGAUUUGGGUCCUUUGAAGGAUAAUGAACGUAGAGAUCUUAAUUUUGCUAUAAAGGAAUAUUUACUUCUAGCAGGAUACCGGCUUACAACAAUGACUUUUUAUGAAGAGGUUACAGACCAAAACUUAGAUGUUUGGGACAACACACCUGCAUGUGUACCAGAUGCCUUACGGCAUUAUUAUUAUCAAUAUCUUUCAUCCACUUCACAGGCUGCUGAGGAGAAAAUUGCUAUACUUCGAGAAAAUGAAUCAUUGCUAAAAGCGAAUGAGAGUUCGAAAAUAGAAAAGGAGAGCUUAUUGAAAAAAAAAGAAGUUUCCAAUGGCCAAAUAAGUGUAUUAACCAAGUCAUUAGAAGUGCUUCAUAAGGAACUUAAGGACAGGGAGAACUUGGUGCAAGAUUUGAGGAAAGCUUUGGAGCACCAACGGAAGGAACUUUAUGAUUGCAGAGCUGAAAUCGCUGCACUCAAAAUGCACAUUGAAGUAUCCCGUUCUUUGCAGAAUUUGGUAGCUACUGAUGUUGAUGUUGUCCAAUCUCAGCCCUUUGAAAAAUACAAAGAAGAGAUAAAAGUUUUGCAGAUGGAAAUUGAAAGACUAAAGGAAAAAAGUACAAAUGCUCCUGACUCUGUAGUUUCUGCAUAUUCCGAGUCUAUGCAGACUGAAGAAAAAGUAGUUGAAGUGGAUGAAAACAAAACUGUAAUCUCUCACCCAGUUAGUUUGGUUAAAAGUGAAGAAGCUCAGUCAUUCGCAACUCGUAGCUUUGAUGAUAACAGUAUUAAACUAACUAAGGAUGUUUUACGAGAGUCAAUGACAAAUCCUUCAUAUGAAAAUAAUGCUUUAGCAAACAUUCAAAGUAUUCCCAAACAGAAUGAUGAGCCACCUCCAGAAGACAGUGGGCUCAAUCUGAAAUCAGGCAGUCUUAGCAGUGAAGCUGACAAAGCGGGUUUAGGAACCAUUCACAUCCUUGCAGAUGCCUUGCCCAAGAUUGUUCCCUAUGUCCUAAUAAACCAUCGAGAGGAGCUUCUUCCUCUGAUAAUGUGUGCGAUUGAGUGCCAUCCAGAUGGCAGCAUGCGAGAUUCCCUAACCCACACACUGUUUAAUUUGAUCAAACGUCCAGAUGAACAGCAGAGAAAAAUUAUUAUGGAUGCUUGUGUUACCCUUGCUAAGAACGUUGGAGAGAUGAGAACAGAAAUGGAAUUGCUUCCACAGUGUUGGGAACAGAUAAACCACAUGUAUGAAGAACGUCGGUUGCUUGUUGCACAAUCAUGUGGACAGCUUGCAGAAUUUGUCCGGCCUGAGAUUCGUGAUUCUCUUAUUUUGUCUAUUGUGCAACAACUAAUAGAAGAUGCAGCGACUGUUGUCCGAGAGGCUGCUGCUCGUAAUCUGGCUAUGCUGCUUCCACUCUUUCGGAAUUUGGACAAAUAUUUCAAGGUGGAGGAUUUGAUGUUCCAAUUGACUGGCGAUCUAUCUGGAGUGGUGGUAGAAACAACACUUAAAGAACUAGUUCCUGCAGUGAUAAAAUGGGGAAACAAAUUGGACCAUAUUUUGACUGUGUUACUUUCUAACAUCUUGAGCUCUGCUCAGCAUUGUCCAGCUCUUUCUGGGGUUGAAGGGUCUAUGGAGUCACAGCUGCGUGUUUUAGGUGAUAGAGACCACUGGAAAAUUGAAGUUCUACUGAGAAUGCUGGUAGAAUUGCUUCCUUUUGUGCGGCAGAAUGCAAUCGAGACGUGCCCAUUUUCGUCUGCUUCAUUGGCACGGGGAGCUUUUCCUAGUACCUUGCUUGAAUUAUAUGCAGGGGGACAUGUUGACUGGCCGGCAUUUGAAUGGAUGCAUGCCAACUGCUUUCCUGAUUUAAUACUGCUGGCCUGCAUGCUACCUCAGAAAGAAGAUAAUUUGAGGAACCGAGUUACUAAGUUUUUGUUGGCUGUGUCUGAACAAUUUGGGGAUUCUUACCUAACGUACUUAAUGCUGCCUGUAUUCUUGGUAGCAGUCGGGGAUAAUGCAGAUUUGACAUAUUUUCCUUUAACCAUUCAUUCAAGAAUCAAAUGUAAGGGAUUCGGUAUUUGUGAUGGUACUAUUUCUGAUCAUGGUAUGUUCUCUAAUCCUUAUUUGAAUGCAGGUCUGAGACCGAAAACUGUUGUGGCUGAGAAACUUGCUACUAUGUGUGUGCUGCCACUUCUCUUGGCUGGUGUUUUAGGUUCUCCCAGCAAACGUGAUCAAUUAGAGGACUACUUGAGAAAGCUGUUAGUUGAAGGCACCAUGAAAGAGAAUCAUUCACUGAAGCACAGUGCUGAGAUUAAUUAUGCUGUCCGCUUCCUCUGCACAUUUGAAGAAUAUCAUGGUGUGGUAUUUAAUAUUUUAUGGGAAAUGGUUGUCAGCUCCAACUCGGAUAUGAAAAUCAAUGCUGCCAAUCUUUUGAAAGUCAUUGUACCGUAUACUGAUGCAAAAGUUGCUUCUACUCAUGUUCUUCCUGCAUUAGUUACUCUUGGGUCUGAGCAAGACCUGGAUGUGAAGUAUGCAAGCAUAGAUGCAUUUGGAGCUGUGGCACAACAUUUCAAAAAUGACACAAUUGUUGAUAAGAUACGAGUUCAAAUGGAUGCCUUUCUUGAAGAUGGAUCCCAGGAGGCAACUGUUGCUGUGGUCCGUGCAUUGGUCGUGGCAGUACCACAAACAACAGAUAGACUCAGAGAUUAUUUGUUGUCCAAGAUUUUCCAUCUUUCAGCAAUGCCAACUUCUUCAACUGAUCUGAUGCAUCGUCGCGAGAGAGCUAAUGCUUUCUGUGAAUCAAUUCGUGCUUUGGAUGCUUCAGAUCUUUCUGUGACUAGUGUCCAGGACUUCCUGUUACCAGCCAUACAAAACCUGUUAAAGGAUCCCGAUGCACUGGACCCGGCACAUAAAGAAGCCCUUGAAAUAAUACUGAAAGAAAGGACUGGUGUAAGUUAUGACACUAUCAGUAAGGCCACGGGUGCUCAUCUUGGGAUUGCAUCAUCUGUUACCAGCUUCUUCGGUGAAGGCGGACUUCUGGGCAAGAAAGAAAUUGCAGGGCUGCUACCACCACCUCUUGAGCCAGUUGAGCCACCAGCCACAAACACUGUGCCAUCUCUUCCGGCCGAGGACACUAGAUUCAGGCGAAUCAUGAGGAGAAGUUUGACAGAUAUGCUAAGGGGCAAAACAAAGACCGCAGAAGACAAGUAAUGUAUUUCUCAUCUCCCAAUUUAUUUAAUUAUUUAAUGAUUUUGUUUGCCAUUUUUCUGGGUUAAAAUGGCAAUUGAGAAAUAUGAUUUUUUUAAAGGUUUCCUCAUGUUUUGAUUCCCUUUCUAAUGUAAGACCAAUAUAUGGUCAAUCCAUUAAAUAAACAUUUUCAGGCCAAACCUAAUAGGUGAAAAUGUAAUUAAUUU